This is a messenger RNA of Pteronotus mesoamericanus, 1763 nucleotides long. RefSeq names its product ladinin 1 (gene LAD1). The record is from RefSeq and is a predicted model, not a curated record. Gene Ontology annotation, molecular function: structural molecule activity. Lineage: Eukaryota; Metazoa; Chordata; Mammalia; Chiroptera; Mormoopidae. Bases 63 to 1763 code for a protein of 566 amino acids. The transcript has 10 exons.
CGGCGGGGGAGGGGCACGCAGGUGAGGCGGCCCCGCGGAGCGCGCGGGUUUUCGGCGGCAGCAUGUCCGGCAGGAAGGACUGGUCGGCGCUGUCCAGCCUGGCCCAGCAGUGGAGCCUGGAGGACCAGGAGGAGCAGCAACGCGAGCGCCGCCGACGCCACCGGAACCUCAGCUCCACCGGGGACGACGCCGAGGCGCCCCGGCUGGCCCAGAGUGCAGGGCAGCCGGCCCCGGCCAGGCUGCCGAGUGUCGAAGAAGCAGAGGGACCCAAGCCACCAUCCCCAGCCUCCAGAGAUGAGACCGAGGACGUCCAGGCCAUCCUCAGGACCCGGCAGGAGCGGAGACAGAGGCGGCAGCUGGUGGAAGUGUCAGAGGCCACCGUCCGGGAGCGGCUGGAGGCGGAGAAGGGAAGGGACAGCUCCGGCCCUGGGCAGGCCGGGCAGCAGACCCUCCCGCCCAAGAAGGAGGUGGGGGCGCCACCCCGCCGCAGACUGAGCCGGGAGCAGCGGGGCCCCUGGGCCCAGGAGGAGGUGGGCAGAGAGCCAGGAGGCGGGCAGAAGGGGGUGUCGGCGAAGUCCCCAGGCUCAGAGGAGAAGCCCUCUGCUCCAGAGGGGGCAGCUGCGCUGGAGAAGAGGCCGGGCUCUCAGGCAGCCUCCAUCACUGAGAGCACAGCACUGUCCCAGAAGGUGGACGUGGCAGAGGACAAGAAACCAAUUUUAGAAAAAACAGGCGUCUCCGAGAAGCUGCCGACCCAAGGGAAGACGUCAAGUUCAGAGAGGAGACUGGUGUCUGAGAGAACGUUGCUCUUUGAGAAGUCAUCGGCCUCAGAGGCAAAGGUGGUCCCAAAGAGGGCCUUGGGCUCGAAGCAGCCCCAGGCUCAGGAGGAGCCCCAGCCCGGGGAGAAGCCUCCGCCUCAGGAGCAGCCCCAGCCCAGGGAGAAGCCUCAGCCUCAGCCCAGGGAGCAGCCUCAGCCCCGGGAGAAGCUUCAGACCAGGGAGCAGCCCCAGGCACAGGAGAAGCCUCAGCCUCAGCCCCGGGAGAAGCCUCAGCCUCAGCCCAGGGAGCAGCCCCAGCCCAGGGAGCAGCCCCCGGCCCAGGAGCAGCCCCCGGCCCAGGAGCAGCCCGCGGCAGGGGCAGGCCAGAAAGCAGCCCCUCCCCCCGGGAAGAACCAGCGGUCCUCGGCAGAGCCAGGGACCUGCCAGCCUCCGCCCGCGGCUGCCAGCCUCCCGACCAUCACAGUCCAGGUGAAGAUUCCUAGAAAGGAGGGAGCGGAGGGCUCGUCCUCGGGCCCCAGGGCCACCUACAGCAGCUCCCUCCGGCGCUCCAGCCCCAGGACCAUCUCCUUCCGGAUGAGCCCCAGGAUAAACAGCUCCGAAGGAACCCUGACCCGCAGCGCCAGCGUGAGGCUCCCGGUCAAGCUGGGAGAGAAGCUGGAGAGAUACCAGUCAGCCAUCCAGAGAUCGGAGUCCAUCAAGUCUCUGGGUUCCUCCCGCACCGAGUUCUUCGUGGCUCCUGUGGGGGUCGCCAGCAAGCGCCACCUCUUUGAGAAGGAGCGGGCCAGCCCGGGCCGCGCGGAGCCAGCCUGCGGCCGCAAGGAGAACCUGAAGCUCUCUGGGGUUGUGACAUCAAGGCUCAAUCUGUGGAUCAGCCGGACCCAGGAGUCCAGAGACGAGGACCUCCAGGAGGCGCAGAACGAGUCCGAAGACGCCCAGAGGACCCAGGGCGGGAGGGAAGCAGACUCCUCCCCAGAUGCCAAGGCAUGA